AUGUCCAGAGACAGGCUCUUAAACCUGUCUUUGCUUAAAAAUGGAGAGUCACCGAAUUUGCCCUUGAACCUCCAGCACUAUAACCCUGGAGAAGAUGGCAGCCUGGGCUCCUCAGAUUCAGCCCCUCCAGGGGAGAUUCCACUCCGGCUGGUGAAUAGCUCAAGUCGCUGCGCUGGGAGAGUUGAGGUGCUGCACAACCAGAAGUGGGGGACGGUGUGUCACGACAGCUGGGACUUAACUGAUGCUGGAGUCGUGUGCAGGCAGCUGGGCUGUGGGACAGCAUUAUCAGCUCCAAAGGGGGCUUGGUUUGGACAAGGCUCUGAGCGUAUCUGGCUGGAUGACGUCAGCUGUAGAGGGACAGAAGAUGCCCUCUCUGAAUGCAACUCUAGACCUUGGGGAGAACAUAACUGCAACCAUACAAACGAUGCGAGUGCCGUGUGCUCAGGUAACCAAAUCUUUCCACCUCACAAACAAUGUGGUGCAAGAUCCAUCAGAGGGAAGCAUGCCUUUCCCCAGCGUUCUUUCAGAUCUGACGUACCGGAAUCUGAGUGUCUCUUCCUUUGCGUGUUCAUAGAUGCAACUCCUCCAGGGGAGAUUCCACUCCGACUGGUAAACGGCUCGAGUCGCUGCUCUGGGAGAGUUGAGGUGCUACACAACUUGCAGUGGGGAACAGUCUGUGAUGACAGCUGGGACUUAACUGAUGCUGGAGUCGUGUGCAGGCAGCUGGGCUGUGGGACGGCGCUCUCAGCCAGUGGAGGGGCUCAAUUUGGACAAGGCUCUGAGCGUAUCUGGCUGGAUGACGUUAGCUGCAGGGGGACAGAAGCUUCCCUCUCCGAAUGCAAGUCUAGACUUUGGGGAGACCAUAACUGUAACCAUACGGAAGAUGCAAGCGCUGUGUGCUCAGAUUCAACCUCUCCAGGGGAGAUUCCGCUCCGGCUGGCGAACAGCUCGAGUCGCUGUGCUGGGAGAGUCGAGGUGCUACACAACCAGCAGUGGGGGACCGUGUGCGAUGACGACUGGGACUUAACCGAUGCUGGAGUCGUGUGCAGGCAGCUGGGCUGUGGGACGGCGCUCUCAGCCCCAGGCGCGGCUCAGUUUGGACGAGGCUCUGAGCAUAUCUGGCUGGAUAACGUUAACUGCAAGGGGACAGAAGCUGCCCUCUCCGAAUGCACGGCACGGUCCUGGGGAGACCACAACUGUAACCACGGAGAAGAUGCAAGUGCCGUGUGCGCAGAUUCAACUGCUCCAGGGGAAAUUCAUCUCCGUCUGGUAAACGGCUCGAGUCGCUGCUCUGGGAGAGUCGAGGUGCUACGCAACAUGCAGUGGGGGACCGUCUGUGAUGACGGCUGGGACUUAAAUGAUGCUGGAGUCGUGUGCAGACAGCUGAGCUGUGGGACGGCGCUCUCAGCCCCAGGCGGGGCUCAGUUUGGACGAGGCUCACAACUGAGCUGUGGGACGGCGCUCUCAGCCCCAGGGGGGGCUCGGUUUGGACAAGGCUCUGAGCGUAUCUGGUUGGAUGACGUUAACUGCAAGGGGACAGAAGCUUCCCUCUCCGAAUGCACGGCCCGGCCCUGGGGAGACCACAACUGUAACCACGGAGAAGAUGCGAGUGCCAUGUGCGCAGAUUCAACCCCUCCAGGGGAGAUUCCGCUUCGGCUGGUGAAUAGCUCGAGUCGCUGUGCUGGGAGAGUCGAGGUGCUGCACAACCGCCAGUGGGGAACAGUGUGUGACGACAGCUGGGACUUAACCGAUGCUGAAGUCGUGUGCCGGCAGCUUGGCUGUGGGACGGCGCUAUCAGCCCCAAAGGAGGCUUGGUUUGGACAAGGCUCUGAGCGUAUCUGGCUGGAUGAUGUCAGCUGCAGGGGGACAGAAGAUGCCCUCUCCGAAUGCAACUCUAGAACUUGGGGAGAACAUAACUGCAACCAUACAGAAGAUGCGAGUGCUGUGUGCUCAGAUUCAGCUCCUCCAGGAGAGAUUCCACUCCGGCUGGUGAAUGGUUCGAGUCGCUGCGCUGGGAGAGUCGAGGUGCUACACAACCUGCAGUGGGGAACCGUGUGUGAUGACAGCUGGGACUUAACCGAUGCUGGAGUCGUGUGCAGGCAGCUGGGCUGUGGGACGGCGCUCUCAGCCCCAGGGGGGGCUCGGUUUGGACGAGGCUCUGAGCGUAUCUGGCUGGAUGACGUCAGCUGCAGAGGGACAGAAGCUUCCCUCUCUGAAUGCAAAUCUAGAUCUUGGGGAGAUCAUAACUGUAACCACGGAGAAGAUGCGAAUGCCGUGUGCUCAGAUUCAGCCCCUCCAGGCGAGAUUCUGCUCCGGCUGGUGAACGGCUCGAGUCGCUGCGCUGGGAGAGUCGAGGUGCUACACAACCAGGAGUGGGGAACUGUGUGUGAUGACAGCUGGGACUUGCAGGAUGCCAGAGUUGUGUGCAGGCAGCUGGGCUGUGGGAUGGCGUUAUCAGCCCCAAGCGGAGCUCAAUUUGGACAAGGCUCUCAGCAUAUCUGGCUGGAUGAGGUUACCUGCGCGGGGACAGAAUCUGCCAUCUCUGAAUGCAUGGCACGGCCUUGGGGAAAGCACAACUGUAACCACAGAGAAGAUGCGGGUGUUGUGUGCUCAGAUUCGGUCAUCCCUGACACUGUUCCACUCCGGCUGGUGAACGGCUCCAGUCACUGCGCUGGGAGAGUCGAGGUGCUUCACAACCACAAGUGGGGAACCGUGUGUGAUGACAGCUGGGACCUACAGGAUGCUGGAGUCGUGUGCAGGCAGCUGGGCUGUGGGACGGCGCUAUCAGCCCCAGGGGCGGCUCAUUUUGGGCAAGGAUCUGACAUUAUCUUGCUGGAUGAGGUUCAGUGCACAGGCACAGAAGCGGGCCUAGAAGAAUGCCAGGCUCGGCCAUGGGGAGAACACAAUUGUAACCAUGGAGAAGAUGCCAGCGUUGUGUGCUCAGGUGAGCUUCCUGCAUAUCACUUCCUGUGUGUGCUGCCGGGAGGUAUUGGUCAUUCUGCAGGGAGCUCUGUCCUCCUGCAGUCAGUGCUGACGCAGGGCUGCAGCGUGGUGCUCGUGGGCCUGUGCUCCACGGCAUGGGGUGAGACUGCCUGCCUGCAGUCCGAGCUGGCCCAGAGAUGCAGUUUGUGCCUGGCCACGCUGCCCCGCAAGCUCUGUGCUGCUGGGAACAUGGGUUUUCCCAGGCACCUCCUGCUCCCAGCUGGGCAACCCCAUGGCAGGAGUUCAGCUGCCUGCUCUGGAGCUGGGUACACAAGGAUCCCCAUCCUCCUGGCCUGGCUGUGGGCUUCCAUGACCGGAUUCCCCGUGGCAGACUCAGGCAGCCCAGAACUAGCUCAGCUCCGGCUGGUGGACGGCCCCAAUCGCUGCGCUGGGAGAGUCGAGGUGCUGCACGACCAGCAGUGGGGAACCGUGUGUGAUGACGGCUGGGAUUUAACCGAGGCCAGAGUAGUGUGCCGGCAGCUGGGCUGCGGGACGGCGCUAGCAGCCCCACACGGGUCUCGCUUUGGACAUGGAACUGGCCGUAUCUGGCUGGACGAGGUCAACUGCACCGGGACGGAAGUUGCCCUCUCCGAAUGCAGGGCUAAGCCUUGGGGAGAGCACAACUGUAACCACGUGGAAGACGCCGGCGUGGAGUGCUCAGACACGGUCAUUCCGGACCCAGGUCCUCUCCGGCUGGUGAACGGCCCCAGUCGCUGCGCCGGGCGAGUCGAGGUGCUACAUGACCAGCAGUGGGGAACUGUGUGUGAUGACGGCUGGGACCUAACCGAUGCCGUGUUUGCAGAUCCAGCUCCACUCCGGCUGGUGAACGGCCCCAAUCGCUGUGCCGGGAGAGUCGAGGUGCUGCACGACCAGCAGUGGGGAACCGUGUGUGAUGAUGGCUGGGACUUACAUGAUGCUACUGUCGUGUGCAGGCAGCUGGGCUGUGGGACGGCGUUGGCAGCCCCAGGGGAGGCCUGGUUUGGGUAUGCAUCUGACCACAUCUGGCUGACUGACGUUAACUGCACUGGGACAGAAGCUGCCCUCUCUGAAUGCAGGGCCAGCCCUAAGGGAGACAAUAAAUGUGGCCACAAAGAAGAUGCCAGUGUCAGGUGCUCAGAAUCAGCUGAUCCCGGCACGGCUCCGAUCCGACUGGUAAAUGGCCUGAGUCGCUGCGCUGGGAGAGUCGAGGUGUUUUAUAACCAGCGCUGGGGAACCGUGUGCGAUGACAGCUGGGACUUGCAGGAUGCCGAAGUCGUGUGCCGGCAGCUGGGCUGUGGGUCGCCGUUAUCCGCCCCCUGCAGCUCUUGCUUUGGAGAAGGAUCUGGCGCUAUCUGGCUGGAUGACGUGCACUGCACAGGGAAAGAAGCUGCCCUCUCCGAGUGCAACAUUAGGCCGUGGGGCGACAAUAACUGUAACCACACAAAGGAUGCCAGUGUGACAUGCUCAGACCCACCAGAGCUCCGGCUGGCUGAUGGCCCCAAUCGCUGCGCUGGGAGAGUCGAGGUGUUGCACGACCAGCAGUGGGGAACCGUGUGUGAUCACGACUGGGACUUAACCGACGCCGGGGUUGUGUGCCAGCAGCUGGGCUGUGGGACCGCAGUGGCAGCCCCAGGGCAGGCUCGGUUUGGGAAAGGAUCUGGUGCCGUCUGGCUGAACAAGGUUAACUGCACCGGGACGGAAGCUGCCCUCUUGGAUUGCGGGGCUCAGCCUGGGGCAGACGAUAGCUGUCGGCACGGAGACGACGCCGGCGCUGUGUGCUCAGAUUCAGUCAUUCCUGACACGCCUCCGCUCCGGCUGGUGAACGGCCCCAGUCGCUGCGCUGGGAGAGUCGAGGUGCUACACGACCAGCAGUGGGGGACCGUGUGUGAUGACGGCUGGGACAUGCAAGAUGCUGGUGUUGUGUGCCGGCAGCUGGGCUGUGGGACGGCGCUAUCAGCCCCUGGGGAGGCCUGGUUUGGACAAGGCUCUGACCGUAUCUGGCUGGAUGAGGUUCAGUGCCGCGGGGCGGAGGCUGCCCUCUCCAGAUGCAGGGCUCAGCCAUGGGGAGACCAUAACUGCCACCAUGGAGAAGAUGCCGGUGUUGUGUGCUCAGAUUCAGCCCUUCCGGAUAUGGCCCCGCUCCGGCUGGCGAACGGCUCGAGUCGCUGCGCUGGGAGAGUCGAGGUGCUGCACGACCAGCAGUGGGGGACCGUGUGCGAUCGCGGCUGGGACCUACAGGAUGCUGGAGUCGUGUGCCGGCAGCUGGGCUGCGGGGCGGCUCUGCCAGCCCCACACGAGGCUCGCUUUGGGCGAGGCUCCGGCCCCAUCUGGCUGGACGACGUUCGCUGCACCGGGACAGAAACUGCCCUCUCAGAUUGCUGGGCGCGGCCGUGGCUGCUGUUUGUUCCAGAGGCACCUCAGCUCCGGCUGGCGAACGGCCCCAGUCGCUGCGCUGGGAGAGUCGAGGUGUUUCAGUACCAGCAGUGGGGAACCGUGUGUGACGGCGGCUGGGACCUGCAGGAUGCCGGAGUCGUGUGCAGGCAGCUGGGCUGCGGGACGGCGCUGGCAGCCCCCCACGGGGCUCACUUUGGGCCAGGGUCUAACCCCAUCUGGCUGGACCAGGUCACCUGCAACGGGACAGAAGCCACCCUCAGCGAGUGCCUGGCUCGGCCGUGGGGAGACAACAAGUGUCACCAUGGAGAAGAUGCCGGCGCUGUGUGCUCAGAUUCAGCCAACCCCAGGAAAGCUCAGAUCCGGCUGGCCAACGGCCCCAGUCGCUGCGCCGGGAGAGUCGAGGUGCUGCAUGAGCGGCAGUGGGGAACCGUGUGUGACAACGGCUGGGACUUGCACAAUGCUGCAGUCGUGUGCCAGCAGCUGGGCUGUGGGACGGCGCUUUCAGCCCCCGGGGGGGCUGGGUUUGGCCAGGGAAGUGACAGUAUCUGGCUGGCUGAGGUGAACUGCACCGGGACAGAAACUGCCCUCUCUGAAUGCUGGGCUCGGCCGUGGGGCAAGAAUAUCAACUGUCACCAUGGAGAAGAUGCUGGCCAUGUCACCUCCUGCAUGGCAC
Molecule: messenger RNA, 6028 nt
Organism: Pelodiscus sinensis (Chinese soft-shelled turtle)
Lineage: Eukaryota; Metazoa; Chordata; Testudines; Trionychidae
Source: RefSeq, a predicted model, not a curated record